Drosophila miranda is the source of this 967-nucleotide messenger RNA. RefSeq names its product venom allergen 3. The record is from RefSeq and is a predicted model, not a curated record. Lineage: Eukaryota; Metazoa; Arthropoda; Insecta; Diptera; Drosophilidae. Bases 21 to 767 code for a protein of 248 amino acids. The transcript is spliced from 2 exons.
UUCUGUGCCGUAGUUUCAAAAUGCACAUCUUAUGGAUUGCUGUGUUGUUUCUAACUAAAGACUAUUUUCAUGUUUCAGGAGAGUUCAUUUACUAUAAGACGAAAUAUCCUUACCACAUUGAUCGCAAGUCCUAUCCCAAACCAACAAAGCCGAUCAACUAUUGCAAGUCGCAGCUCUGCCCAGGGAAAGUACGUCACCUGACCUGUGAUUCGAAAUUUUGGGGUCCCAAGUGUGGGAAAAGCCACGAGGGCGUGAAACUCAAGAAAAGCAUGAAGAAAAUUAUUGAGCUACACAAUUGGGUACGCUCCCGAUUGAACCGGGGACUAGCUCAUGGUCUUCCUAGAGCGAACCGACUGCCUUUGUUCAACUGGGACGAUGAACUGGCGCUCAUGGCGAUGCGGGUAACCAAUCAAUGCAAUGAGGAAUCGGCGGAUGUCUGCGUGAACACAUUCCGCUUUCGCAAUGUGGCAGAGACCUCAGAUUUUGUGGAUCUCAGUCGGCAGCCAGCCAAGCACAUGUCCUUUUUUGUAACGAAUUGGUGGAACCAUUUAUCCAAAUUAUCGCCCAUACAUGUGAAUGCCUUUCCUGCCAAUGCCUCCCGAGAAAUGUGGAUGUUUGCCAACAUGGCGUACAUGAAGACCACCCUGGUAGGCUGUGGCAUGCUGAACAGCGGAUCCAAACGAUUCGUCACGUGCGUCUACAACAAUAAAGUUCGACCGGGAAAGCGCCUCUACAAUGUCAUACCACACUCAGUCGAACGAAAUUAGUAAAUAUGUAUCUAUAUCUAUGGCUAUUCUCCCUCUCCUCUAUUGACUGCACAUUUUUGCAUUGUUUUUGUUUUUAUCUCAGUGUAAUCUUUUUUCACACCUAAAUCAAUUUGCGGUUUCGCAAUAGGCUCUGAAGUUUCGGGGGAAAUAUGCUAAUUUUUGUACCUAAACAAAAGAUCCAAUAAAUCAAACAAAGAUUA